Drosophila virilis is the source of this 2259-nucleotide messenger RNA. Its product is annotated as cytochrome P450 307a1. Lineage: Eukaryota; Metazoa; Arthropoda; Insecta; Diptera; Drosophilidae. The record is from RefSeq and is a predicted model, not a curated record. Gene Ontology annotation, molecular function: oxidoreductase activity, acting on paired donors, with incorporation or reduction of molecular oxygen; monooxygenase activity; heme binding.
UUAUGUAUUUUUGUUAGAUAACAAUUAACAGUGUAAUAGGCGUUUAAAUUACGAUUGAAACGUUAGGAGCAGCCGUUGAUAAACAUUCCGUUGUUAUGUACUUUUUAACAUGGCAUCACAUUUAACAUAGCAUCUUAUUACAGUAGUUAUUUUCUACUCAACAUAUUCACCACAAAGAGGAAGGACAUUGCAAGCAGAUAACAAGUUUUUUAAAAAUUAAAUUAAUUUAAUAUCUAGUUCAAUGUUAGAAAACAAGAAAAAUUAAAUUUUCCGAAGAUCCAAAGAAUAUACGCCAAGAGGCAGACGAAAUAACUGAAAUAACGUCUUCAUUUUCAGUGAUCGGCAUUAACAGAUACCUGUAAAAUUGUCUGCGUAACAUUCUUCAUCUAAAUGUGUUAUUGGCUAUAAUGAUGUUGGAAUUAUUUUAUUUAACCCUUGCAAGUUUAAUAAUUGUGCUCGUCGCGUCAUACAUAUUUAUAAUAUUCAAACGCACACGAAAAGUGAUUGUACAUUCAAACGAGGAAAAUGUUAAACGUGAAUUCGUUCAGGCACCUGGUCCACAUCCUUGGCCCAUACUCGGCAACUUGGAUAUAAUUGGCCGUUUUGACAAUCCCUUCAAGGGCUUUGGAACAUUAGCAAAUCAUUAUGGCGACAUUUACUCCUUAACAUUUGGUCACACACGCUGCCUUGUCGUUAACAACUUGGAUUUAAUACGAGAGGUCCUUAACAAGAAUGGGAAAUUCUUUGGCGGUCGGCCGGACUUUCUACGCUACCACAAACUGUUUGGUGGUGACCGUAACAACUCUCUAGCUCUGUGCGAUUGGUCGCAGCUGCAGCAAAAACGCCGCAACUUGGCGAGGCGCCACUGCUCUCCGCGAGAAUCAUCCUCUUAUUUCAGCAAGAUGUCAGGUAUUGGUUGUGCUGAAAUUGACAUUUUGAUGGAAGAGCUGAAAAAAGUUAUUAUACCCGGACAGCCGCUCGAUUUGAAGCCAGUUCUGAACGCAACAUGCGCAAAUAUGUUUAGCCAAUAUAUGUGUUCAAUGCGAUUUGAUUAUGACGAUAUGGAAUUCCAACAGAUUGUACAAUUUUUCGAUGAAAUUUUUUGGGAAAUUAACCAAGGGCAUCCAUUGGACUUUUUGCCAUGGUUGUUACCAUUUUACAAGCAACACACGAACCGCAUUGCGUAUUGGUCAACAACAAUACGUAAAUUUAUUCUGGAGCGUGUUCUGAACCAAAGGGAGCUGAAUAUCGAUACUGAGGAGCCGGACAACGACUUCACGGAUGCACUACUGAAAAGUUUGAUAGAAAACAAAAAUAUGUGUCGCAAUACAAUUAUCUUUAUGCUGGAGGACUUUAUCGGUGGCCAUUCAGCUGUUGGGAAUUUGAUAAUGCUGGCUCUUGCCUAUAUAGCCAAGGAUCCAGUUAUUGGUCGAAAUAUUCAAUGCGAAGCAGAUGUUAUCUCUCACAAUGGAAAGCGCAAUAUUACUUUGGAAGACAUGGAAGAAAUGCCAUACACCAUGGCCACAAUAUUCGAAGUUCUGCGCUAUUCAUCAUCUCCCAUUGUGCCGCAUGUGGCUACCGAGGAUUCGGUUAUUUCGGGAUUCGGAGUGACUAAGGGCACAAUUGUGUUUAUAAACAACUAUGUACUAAACAUGAGCCAGGAAAGUUGGAGGAAUCCCAAUCACUUUUGUCCUGAACGAUUUUUGGAGCAAAAAUGUCCAAAUAAUGCUCAAAGAUCAUCAACGAUUUCUGAUAAGAGAAAAUUCUCUGAAGACUCUGAUUCAGGCGUAGAGUUCGAAAACGAUAGUACAUUUGGAUUGCAAUAUUUGCAUUUAAAAAACCUAAAAACGAAAUCUGAUGCAAAUAAUCAACUGACUGAUGAACUACCAAAGUUUCGACUGAGAAAGAAUCUUCCACAGUUUCUACCUUUUAGUAUAGGAAAACGUACUUGCAUUGGACAAAAUUUAGUACGAGGCUUUGGUUUCAUAUUGCUGUCUAAUAUAUUAUUGCGUUAUAAUAUAAGCAGUCCAGACAUUUCAACGAUUAAGAUAAAUCCAGCCAGCCUAGCGUUGCCCGCAAAAUGCUUUCCACUCGUAUUAACAGAAAGAAUUUAAGCUUCACAAAAUAAUAUUUUCAAUAUGCCUUUUGUUAUAAAAUUUAACUCUGCGAAAAUGUAAUUACCUCUACUGGUAGUUUUAUUAUAGGAUAAUGUAAAUUGAAAAUGGUUUGAACCUAGAAAAAUAAAAUACUUGAAAUUAA